GCCCACGCCCCUUUCGCUAUCUCGCGACAGCUGGCGAAGCCUCGCUUCCGGCCGGCUCACUUACGGACCUAGCGUCACUUCCGCCUCCUCCGGCGAGGCUCCGGCCUCGGGUCCGGAUGUAUAAGGCGCGGCCCCCUGCGGGGAGUGGUGGUGAGUCCGAGGGUGCCACAACGGCCCUGCCCCUGCCCCUGCCCUUAGUGGGCGCCGCGCUAGGGGGAGGGGUUAACCCACCCCCUCCUCCCCGGGGCCUCACGCGGGUGGGAAGAGACAGUCCCAGCGACAGACCAGGCGCCUGGACGCGCCGUGGCCCCGCGUGCGGACGGCGGGGACAGGCUCCGGUGCUGAGCGCCUCCGGUGUCCCCAGCAGCACUGACCCACUUGCAGGCCCCGGAGCUGAGCCGCCAGCCAUGGCCGCUCCCCGCGGGAGGGCCGCGCCCUGGACGACGGCCCUGCUGCUGCUCCUAGCCUCGCAGGUCCUGUCUCCGGGAAGCUGCGCGGACGAGGAGGAGGUCCCCGAGGAGUGGGUGCUCCUGCACGUCGUCCAGGGCCAGAUAGGCGCCGGGAACUACAGCUACCUGCGGCUGAGCCACGAGGGCAAGAUAGUCCUCAGGAUGCGCAGCCUCAAGGGUGAUGCGGACCUGUACGUCUCCGCCAGCAGCCUGCACCCCAGCUUCGACGACUACGAGCUGCAAUCGGCCACUUGCGGCCCGGACGCCGUGUCCAUCCCCGCGCACUUCCGGCGCCCAGUGGGCAUCGGCGUCUAUGGACACCCCUCCCACCUGGAGAGCGAGUUCGAGAUGAAGGUGUACUACGACGGCACGGUCGAGCAGCACCCGUUCGGCGAGGCCGCCUACCCCGCCGACGGCGCAGAAGCCGGCCAGAAGCACGCUCGUGCCCCGGAAGACGCCUCGCAAGAGGAGGAAUCUGUUCUCUGGACGAUAUUAAUUAGCAUUUUGAAACUGGUACUUGAAAUUCUCUUUUGAGUCGUUGACCACACUCUGGGAUAUAAAACUCUCCAUCUGUGAAGCUGAUUGCAGUUUGCUGUGAACCUUGCUACUUGUACUUGGUUGAAGUUCUAGGUACCUUUUUUUAGUCAAGGGAUGGAAAAAUAAAGCCAUACGCAGUUUUGUUACCUCAGUUACCCCAAAAAUAGGAAAAGCAGCAAGCACAGUAUUUUAAAGAUCAAAAUUCCUAUAAAAGGACUGUGCACAAAGUGUUUAGACUCCAUUUUCAUUAGGCAGGUUGACUAAAAAUGAUUGCAGUAACAGGUUUAUAUAAAAUAGAGCAACCUUUCAUGCUGUGACACAAAUCAAAAGGUUGAUAACUUUGUAAUUUUACUCUGGAGAUUCUAACCGAAGUUGGUGUAAGUUUUCAAGAGUUACUAAAAUCAAGUUGGAAAUGAUUUACGUACACUUCCCUGAGCCUGGACUAAAGCCUCAUGCCUGUACCCCAAGUAGGUGAUGGUACUUUUCUAUACAAAAAGGAUUUCCUGGCAGGCAGGUAUUUACAAAGUUUGUUCCUGUACCAGUCCAAUAAUGACAACUCUAAAUCCAGCUGCACCAAAUCUUAGUGGGCCAUUUGUCAUACCUAUGAAAAUUCUUCAGUUAUUAAAUAACUUUGUCAGUGCUACCUAUGGUAGGCCGGAAACAAUGUAGAUUAGGAAGUUUCAUGAAAAUUAACUUUUGGGGCUAUGGAGAAACAGUUAAGUAUCUUAAGUUACUAAACAUUUCCACUGAAUUUUUGGAGUGAGCCAAGGUUACUAUAAAAUACUUUGGAAGAUGAAUUCUCUACCUGGAGUUAGUUUCGAGAGUAAGCGUAGCUUUUAACAGAAAUAACUGCAGAUUUUAAGCUCAUAAUUUGCAAAAAAAAUCUUUUAUUGGCAUGAAAAUGAAAAUGUUGUAAAUGGCACCAAAUAUUCCACUUAAAUGCAUAUACAGUAUUAGAGUCAAAAACUAUUUUAUCCCUCUUUGCUGUUUUUCCCCCUUCUGCCCACUUUCCUGGGUGUUGGGGGGGCCCGCUGACAACAGUCACAAAUCCAGCGACCUAGGAAAAAAAUUGUUAAUAUAGAAUGAAAAAUUAUCUUUACAGGACUGAAUUUUAAGCCCAUCUAAACUCUUCUUCCUUAGCUAUCACUAAUGAUAUUCCUCUGUGGAUUUUGUGGUGAGAAGGGCACUAUGAGUUCCUUAAUUUAAGGAAAAAAUGUAAACUUAAUCAAUGUAAUCAAUGCCAUGCAAAAUUCAUUGCAAGUCAAGGGGGAUGGGAGAGAUGCAAUGCCAUACGGUGAUAUGGACCUUUAAGAAAGUACAAUCUUUCCUGAAAUUCAAACACUAUCAUACUUCAAAAGUUCAAUACAUACUUCAAAAGGUCAAAACCCAUUCCGGAAUUUGGCUUUUUUAAGACUUUUUCUCUCCUGCUCACUGGCAGCUGUGUGUCUUAACAGCAUUCUUUCAAGUCCUGGUGUACUCUGCUGACAGCACUUUAAAACUUUAACAGCACAAUGAUAACUUGUACUACAUACUUGAUCUGAAUUACUACAGAAAAAUAAUUAUGUUGCUUGCUUAAUGAUUCCCAGGAAACUUCGUUGUAGGCAUAUAUUUUAUAAGAGUAUUAUACAGUGUUAACUAUGCAAGUAAGUUCUAAAAUUACACAAUUAUCUGUGUAAUGUUUUAGUCCAAUUACUGUGAUUUAUUCAACUCUGUUCUAAAGUUAUCUGGAAUUGUCAUGCUGCCUCAAUUUACAGAAAUCUAUAAUAGAUUUCUAUAGAAAUGUAUAAAGACGUAGCAGUCAUUUUGUUGUUUCUAAAUAGAUAACAUAUAAAAAUAAAGGCUUUGUUACUUGAGUAUUUCAGUAGAAAAACACCAGCUCAUUCUAUAGAACUAUACUUCCAAAACUUAGCAGGGGCAUUCUGGCCUUUCACUUAUCCUUUAGUUGGAAUUGUCUAGGGAUGAAAAGCUGGUGGACAUGACCUGUAUAAUCACACAGCUUUGGUCAUAUUUGCACAUAAGAGUCCACAAGCUCUUCAUGUCAUGAUAGCGUUUAUGCAGCCUUUUGGAGUGCUGGGAGAGUCUCAUCACCCAAAGAUAAUGUUUGCUCUUUUUUUAAUCUUUACCUGAUGGAAUAGCACCAAGGCCCACACAAAAAGUAUGAUAACCUCUGUCACACAUAUCACAGAACAUCAUUUCUUCUUCAUGGUGGGGUUGUCCACAUAUAAUGCAUGUUUUACAUUCCAUACACUGCCAUGGGUAGGUCUUAAUCAUAGAAACAAGCUCCAUUGUCAUAUCCAGGCAAGAAGGAUGGCCUAAAUCAAAACCAGUAUUAGUGGUAUCUCACAUAAGAAAUUUUAACUUAAUAGGGCACAUAAAAUACUAGUUUGCUUUAGGACUUCCAGAGAAUGGCUAUAAUGUCAAAUCGCCAAAGAGAAAUGAAUAUACAAUGUAGAGGAAAACACAUGGGCUGUGUCUAUGCCUCACAAGCUACCCUGUGUAUUUAAUUUGGUGACUCUUUGGUUGAAAUCUGCCUGAAACUAUAAAUUCUAGUUUUUGAACCAAUAAAUACGGUGGUUAAAAUUUUAAAAAGACAUUUCAAUACUUACCACUAUUCUCACAUUGGGAGCAGUGUAUAAGUGAUUCAGCCUUUCCUUUCUUGUUGGACUCCUUACCCUUCAGACAAAUUCCACAUAUAGCAUUUGGAAUGACCUUUGGCUGGAAGGGUAGAAGAGGGCUAUAAAUUCAUGCCAGAAGAGCUUACUAUGGGUUUAAAAGGAAUUCUGUUACUUUAUUGCCCUAUUUUUACUUUUGGUAACUUGCUAAUGAGGACCAUUUUGAAAGACAAAACUUGACAGGAGUCUGCCUACAAUGUAAGACUGCCUACUGAAGAAAGCAUUAAUUUCAUCAUAAAAUUUUGUAAACAGCAUGAUCUCAUAAGAUUAAAUGUAGCAUUCUAUACUCCCUACAUGCACAGUAAGAUUUGUUUAAUGAAUGGAAGGAAAGACUAAAUACAAUGUCAAAUGUCACUACUAAUUGGACAAGAAAAUCCAAGUAGCAAAUGACCAUUAUGUGUAAGACUUACUCUAAAAAGACCAUUUUAAAUAGCUCAUAUAUUAAUUUUGUUUAAAAACUGCUAUUUUCCAAAACUGUAAAACUAGAGCUAUAAAAUCUAAGUUAAAAAAUCAGCUUAUCCUCAUUGGUAUAGUGGUAUUUAAAAAAAAAUCAGUUUAAACAUUUUUAAUUGAAAGAUGUCUCAUGCAUACAUUGGCGUGUACAUAAACGUUUGUGGAAAACUUA
Molecule: messenger RNA, 4283 nt
Organism: Pan troglodytes (chimpanzee)
Lineage: Eukaryota; Metazoa; Chordata; Mammalia; Primates; Hominidae
Gene: C6H6orf120
Product: chromosome 6 C6orf120 homolog
Source: RefSeq, a predicted model, not a curated record